Messenger RNA from Coregonus sp. 'balchen', 16659 nucleotides. The record is from the annotation of a GenBank genome assembly. Lineage: Eukaryota; Metazoa; Chordata; Actinopteri; Salmoniformes; Salmonidae.
GAAUGUGUGUUGAAGAGGGAAAAAAUAAGGAUUUGGAGAUUUUAAAACCACGCAAGCCUUUCUAAAGACGGAUAUGGAUGUUCCGGACCCUUCCCAUGGGAAUAUGGGGCUGCUGAGAACCUUUGAUUCCUCUGAGUUUGGGAGCUGGGAGAAAAUAGGCUCGGGCGGCUUUGGACAAGUAUACAAAGUCCGACAUGUACAGUGGAAAACAUGGCUGGCUAUCAAGUGCCCACCCUGCCCUCAGGUAGAUGAUAAGUAAGUUGGACAGCUGUUUUUAUUCUGGGGUUGAUGGUGUUAAAAGUGUGAAGAAUGUUGUUUCAAGUAUUUAAACCUAGACUACAUGUUAUCUGUUUGAUAUCCUCCGUGGGCUUCAGAGUAAAAAGCUGUAGUUCUCUGUGAUUAUGAGUUUGUUAAUCUAUCAGAGGGUUUGACGUAUGCUGGGAAUUUAUUCAGCCUUAUGUCACAGACUCAUCAUCUUCUGGAUUCUGGAUAUGUAUGGGAGUACAUUUCUAUUAUGUAAAUGUUUUUGAGGUGAGCACUGAGCAGUCAUUCACAUGCGGUUACAAUGGAGGGCCCUUGAGCAGUACACCUGUGAAUGUUUGACAGUUCAAGAAUGUUUGGAUAGAUUUUUUUUUAAAUGUAAUAAUAAUAUGCCAUUUAGCAGACGCUUUUAUCCAAAGCGGUUUACAGUCAUGUGUGCAUACAUUUAUACGUAUGGGUGGUCCCGGGGAUCGAACCCACUACCCUGGCGUUACAAGUGCCAUGCUCUACCAAUUGAGCUACAGAGGACCGUGAUGCCCCCUCAUGCUCUGCUGUACUGUGGGAAAGAGGACCAUUUCACCAAUGGUGGCAUCACCACCACAAUUCCCUGGGGCUGAAUUAUGCUGUCCAUAUCAAAAUGACCCAACAACAAGCCCAGUCACAAAGGCGGCUGGCUCCAAUAAACAGAUCAGUCUUCUUUACUCUAAUGCCUGGCCCUUUCUCCAGGAGACCCUACUUGACAUUACACUAUGUCUCUGGAAUGUAACCGCUUCUUCAGUUUGGUGAUGAUGUUUUUGUAUUGACUCAUGAUUAUGAGAAGUAGUAUGACUUUUAUGCCAUGUGUAGUACCAAGUGUGUGUGCGUGCAUGUGUCAUGGUGUGCUGGGGGGAAAAGUUCAACAUUAUGCUAGCACGUUCCUUCCUCUCUUACAACACCUCUCUGCCCUCCUGCGUGGUUCAUGUCCUCAACAGCAGGAGGAAACAAUCUCUCCCUCCAGAAACCUCAAAGAGGACUACCAAGUCUUAAUUGACUUUCAAUAUUCCUUUCCUACUUUCAACUUGAUUUCAAAAUGUAGCAGAGUGGAUGUGCAAAUGACAUUAUCUAAAGAAUCUGUACAAUAUCCUUUAAUUCCUUUGGCACAAAAAGUGUUAUUUACAUUCACCAGCAGUGGAAAAUAUUAGUGCAUUUGGCAUUUUUCAGUGGCAUAUCAAGUUAAUGUUUCUAAAGGUGUCAGAGCAUGAGGUUGGGAACAUUGUAUUCAAGAGGCUUACAAUGUAGAGCACUUUAACCAUUCUGACCCUCUGUCAUUUUGAGAGCUUUUACAGCUUUGAAGACAAUGAUUGGAUCAGGUUGCUCCUUAACUUCAUUUCACUUGAGGCAAUAUACCCACAGACCAAAGGCUGAACUUUCUGCUGUUGACUUGUUGAGAGAUUUAGUCACAGACACUUAUACUGAGUGUACAAAACAUUAAGAACACCUGUUCUUUCUGACAUACUGACCAGGUGAACCCAGGUGUAAGCUAUGAUCCCUUAUUGAUGUCACUUGUUAAAUACACUUCUAUCAGUGUAGAUGAAGGGGAGAAGACAGGUUAAAGAAGGAUUUUUAAGCAUUGAGACAAUUGAGACAUGGACUGUGUAUGUGUGCCAUUCAGAGGAUGAAUUGGCAAGACAAAAUAUUUAAGUGCCUUUGAACUGGGUAUGGUAGUAGGUGCCAGGCGCACCAGUUUGUGUCAAGAACUGCAAUGCUGCUGGAUUUUUCACGCUCAACAGUUUCCUGUGUGUAUCAAGAAUGGUCCACCACCCAAAGGACGUCCAGCCAACUUGACACAACUGUGGGAGGCAUUGGAGUCAACAUGGGCCAGCAUCCCUGUGGAAUGCUUUCGACACCAUGUAGAGUCCACGCCCUGACAAAUUGAGGCUGUUCUGAGAGCAAAAGGGGGGGUGCAACUCAAUAUUAGGAAGGUGUUCUAAAUGUUUUGUACACUCAGUGUAUAUUACAUUUGAGUCAUUCAGGGCAAUUCCAGCAUUAUGGAUAUUACAGUUGCACGCAAAAUCACAACUUAAAUGUCUCAGAGAAUGGACAAAAAAAUUAAACGUUUGAUGUGUGUGUCUAUAGUACCCCUUGGGGGUAGUGUAUACCCCAAAAAAGUGGACUUGUAAAUAUUGAUAUGUUGGAGAAAUAAAGCAAAUAAGAAGCGUUCUGGAUGUUACAUUAAAUGGACAAGCUUUUUGGGGAGACUGAACAUAUUAGCAGAAGUCUGUGAGUUUGUAAGUCUUAGGUCAAAACAUGGAUUGCAUUUUCGAAGGAAAGGCGUGGCUGAACACAAACUAUAAUUUUGAAAAGAUUGUCAUUUACAUUAUUACUUCAGAGAGGAAAAUCAACCGUUAUACAGUACCAGUCAAAAGUUUGGACACACCUACUCAUUCCAGGGUUUUUCUUUAUUUUUACUAUGUUCUACAUUGUAGAAUAAUAGUGAAGACAUCAAAACUGUGAAAUAACACACAUGGAAUCAUGUAGUAACCAAAAAAGUGUUAAACAAAUCAAAAUAUAUUUUAUAUUUGAGAUUCUUCAAAGUAUCCACCCUUUGCCUUGAUGAUAGCUUUGCACACCAUAUAAAACCUUGAUGAAAGUUGGCUUUAAAGAGAAAGUUUCAAGAUGAUCCGAUGUAGUUCUUGUUUUUUAAAAACUUUUCCUAAAAAAGGUUAUGUAUGUUACAUAGUCCCAGUCACCUAUCUUUACAAGACUGUAGAACACGCAAACAAAACUCAAGACACUUCAAUUCAGUAUAUAUUGCUUAAUUAACAUCUCAUCUUCUUAACUAAUACUGGGGGAGAGCUGUGAGUGGAGAAACAAAGACUGUGAGCCCUUUCUAAAAGUAGUUCAAUAUGAUUGACUGAAAAGCCUUUUUUGAGACUUGGCCACCUACUCUGUAAUGGUCAACAUUUUCGAAUAAAGCCUGAACUCCAACAUAUUUCCGAAUGAAACCACAUUCAUAAUUAUCCUUAAGGUCUAUAACUAACUUUAUUUGUGCAUGCUCAGGUUGACUUUUUUACAGGGAAUCGUCCGUUAGCAGAAACUCACAAACACGACAGAGUUUAUUGCCUCCUUUUUUUGUGUUUGAUUGUGUUACUUCCUAUGACCAUUUAUCUCACUUCUCUACCCUACUGCUUUUGCAAAACAUUCACAGAGAAAAAUAUGUCAUACACAGCACCAGGAGGAAGUUCUUUAGCUUUGCCAAUGACAAUCAUUGACAUCCUCCUCCAAUCCAUAGUAGCUAGACUCAUGGCACCCACUGAACCUGAACUAAAGAUGCUAUCUUCUCUCAACAACUGAAAAGUACAUAAACUGUAAUUUGCCUGCCUGCUCCCUGCUUCCACACAGUCCUCUGACUCAAAGCUAGCUAGCGAAUUGUAACGGGCUAAUGUGAUGCUCCAUUAGCCAUUACAGGAUAGGUACUGUUUGGCAUAGCACAGAUACUUUUUAACCAACCUUAAAGGUCCAAUGCAGUUGUUUACAAUUAAGUAACGUACUGUGAUUGUUUUCCAUUAAAAUGGUCAAAAAGAACCCAAAAUACACAUAGCUUCAUAGCAAAGAACAAUUUCUCAAGCAAUAAUUUUGCUAGGACUGUGGGGAGGGGAAAACUGAAAACUAGCUGUUAUUGGCAGAGAGGUUUGGAACUCUCUUUCUUAUUAGUCUAUUAACUAAUUUACCGCCUGGUGAUGUCACAAGGCAGGCCAAAACUCCAUCCCACUAAAACAGGCUGAAAUUUCAGGCAGUCUUUUCAAACAGCUCUUACACUAAAAGGGCAGUAUCAUAAUUUUCACAAUUUCACUGUAUUAUUCCAACCUCAGUAUUGAAAUAUAUGUAAAACACUUUUAACUUGGGAAUACUAUCUUUGUUCUCGAUUCGGCCAAACAUGUACCUUCUAAAAUGUCAGUGUCCAGUUGCAGGUGGUUCGUUUGAAUUUAGAAAAUGCUCCGUUAUUAAAAUAAAUGUUUUGCUCCAUGAAGUAAUCCAACAAUGUGUAUGCCGCCAUCUUGUCUUUCAAAUCUUCUCACAUUGAUCGAGACAGGUGAGCGUCAUCAUGACACGUGGCACUUUGGGGUGGACCCACCGGUCUCAACUUGUUUUAUAUAUAUUUACACACUAUGAUGUUGGAAUAAUAAUGUGAAAAUGAUGAUAAUGCCCUUUUAGUGUAAUAGCUGUUUGAAAAGACAGCCUGCAAUUUACAUUUUAGAUUUUUAGAUUUUAGUAAUUUAGCUGACGCUCUAAUCCAGAGCAAUUUACAAUUAGUGCAUUCAUUUUAGAAUAGAUAGGUGGGACAACCACAUAUCACAGUCAUAGUAAGUACAUUUUUCCUCAAAGCUAUCAGCAAGGUCAGAGCUAGUAAGGGGGGAAAAAAGUCAAGUGCGAGUGUUUAGUUCACGAAAGUCUUGUUUUAUUGUUUGUGGGGUCGGGGUGAGGAGGUGGUGCGAAUGAGACACUAGUGCCGUGUAGAUGGUAACAGAAAAGUCUGAGCCUCUUGGGUAAAACACUCUCCUAACUCCACACAUUUACACAGAUUUUUCAUGCUUGUCAGAUUUAUUUGAUGAAAUGGCUUACACUUUUAUUGAACUUGAAUGAUUUGAUAAUUUACCCCUUGGCAAUUCCAAGAUAACAGAAUUACGCUGAGACUCCAUACAACUCAAUGCACAAUGACACUUUGAACAAUUUACACAGUAAAUUAAUAAAAAAAUCAUUUACUGGAAAAACAGUACGGACGCAAAAGUUUGGUAAUAGAAUUGCGGUAAAAUCUCCCUCAGUUUUCUGUUACACAACUUGUAUCUGCACAGUUCUUCCAGUGUGUUUUUGUAAAAUUUUCAGUGGAAAUUGUUAAAAGUAGUGGUUGUGCAUAGAGUUGUAUGGUUUUUUAAACUUUGAAGUCAAUGGUUUUUGUUUGGUAUACAUCUUAAAGUAAAAAGUCUAAGUCUCUUCGUAAUUCCGUUACCAUGGAAUUGCCCCCCUCGAAACAUAAAGAAAUGGCUGCCUUAGUGACAGAGAGACUACACUACAUCGUUUAUUUUACUUUUUACUUUUUAAGAUCUUAUCAGCAUGCUGAUUUAAUAUUCAAUGAAUCCUUUGAAAACCCAAGUUGUUGCUCAUUGCCUUUGUAGUGAAGACACUACUGUAUACACACACAUUAUACAUGAUGAUUAAGCAGUUUAUCACCUCCCUUUAGAUCUCUAUGGUGAUGGGCUACACGGCUCUUUUUGAGUCUGCUAGCCUAGCCGAGCUAACACUGAUAAAGGUAAUAAUAGGUAAUUGUUCAAAGGUUGAGCAACAAGGGCAUAGGGAACAAGAGGUCUGUUGUGUUCAUAACUCCAAACCAAGCUGGAUGCUUUGGCUCUCUGAGGAAUGUCGCUCGGACAGAUCUGCCUGGCUGACAUACUUGGAGAAUCUCUGUCCCAUAAAUUCCUCAUGUCUGCAGGGGGUUCACUGAUUUAACCUGUCAGAGAGACAGGUUAAUGCAUGGGAAAGCCCAUGCAUCUCAGUUUGCUGUCUCCUUGUAUUCCCUGGUGUAAUUUGGGUCGAUGGUAAAAGGUUUUUCAAAUGGUGCUGUUUUAACAAGCCUUUGAAUACCUGUGUAAGUAAGAUAAAAUAAAAUAACAGCAUUUUCUGAAUUUGUUGUGUGGAUCAAGGGACGUAGAUGGAUGGGUAGAUUUAGGAAGACAGCUACAUUUAAAUUCUCUGUUAUCUGUAUGAGUUAUGUAGUUCAGUCUAAACAGACAGGUAUACGAGGCCUUUAUGCCCACUUGGCGUGAUGAAGUCUAAGUAAGUUAACAGACAAGCAUGUCCUCUGUAGGGAGCGAGCGGUGCUACUGGAGGAGGCUAAGAAGAUGGAGGCGGCUAAGUUCCGCUACAUCCUGCCAGUGUAUGGGAUCUGUGGGAACUCCCAGGGCCUGGUGAUGGAGUACAUGGAGACAGGUUCCCUAGAGACCCUGCUGGCUGCUGAGCCUCUACCCUGGGAGCUACGCUUCAGGAUCAUCCACGAGACUGCAGUGGGCAUGAACUUCCUGCACUGCAUGAGCCCACCCCUCCUGCACCUGGACCUAAAACCUGCCAACAUCCUACUGGACGCACACUACCACGUCAAGGUGAGACACAACAGUUACUUGGUGUGUUGGUUGGAGUUCGCACAGGGCACGGUGUGGGCAGUGCUUGCACAUUUGAGACCAUUGGUCCUAAAAUACACAUUGCAUUGGUUCUCAAUGCUGAAUCUGCCUGCCUGAUGCGCCGGGUGAACUAAACCAAACACUCCUAUUGCUACUGCUUCCGUAACUGUUACUACUGCUACUGGUUCAGCAGAUUGGUGGUACACCUAGCCACAGUAUUAUGUCAUAGUGUGUUAUGUUGAGUCAUAUUGAGCAGAGCUGAUGUAGUAAAGGCCUGAGUCUCAGCUGCCAAAAUAUUUUAGACCAUUUAAUUAACAUAAAUAUGUAAAAAUCAAUACACUGUCCAAUAGAAAAGUCUGAUUUUACCUUAUGGUGAGCAUUUAGCAAACCUUCACUCAAAUUAUGUAAUUUCUACUACAGAAUGACUCUUUAAAACAACAGCCCAAACUCAAGAGCUUUCAUGUGGUACAGUGUGUCCUUUAAUAGGAUUUGUUCAGGCGUUAAUUUCAGCUGAGAGGUAUGAAGGGAGGAAAUCUGUUAUACACUUUCAUUUUGCUUUAAACGGCCGCCCUGCUGCACACACAUGCUACGGGCAGAAAGGUGUCUCCCUCCCAGCCUUCAUCCCACUUGCUCUCCUACCUCACACUGGAUGACUAAUGGUUGGAGGUGGAGGAGAAAUGGGUGGGAACCUCUUCUGUUUUAAUACCUUCAUGUAAACACGUAGCCUGGGCCUGUCUUAACAGGCUGAGUACAGUACUCUGCCAACACUGACUGAGUGUGUGUUCAGCUGCUCGCCCACGCAUGUAACUCACAGUCAAACAGGGCCUCAACUCCUGACACGAGAGGUAAGGAAAGCACCCUCAGGCUGGGACAGGACAUGGCUGCCACUGCCCUCAUCAUGGCUCUGGAUGCAUAGAAUACAAUAAGGGCUCAGCCAUCAGGUUGAGGGUAAAGUUAGUCAUAGGUAGCCAUAGCCAUGACAACAAAUGGGAAAGGGAGAGAUCAAGUAGGUUCUUGUCUUAACAAGAUAUAUUCUGUAUCUCCCCCUUCAGAUAUCAGAUUUUGGUCUGGCCCGGUGGAACGGCCUAUCCAGGGUUGAUGAAAUCAGCCGUGAUGGUUUCUGUGGCACCAUCGCCUAUCUGCCGCCGGAGAGCAUCAUCGAGAAGGACAGGGUGUCAGACACCAAGCAUGACGUCUACAGGUGAGAGUCUUCACCUUCACUUCUCUCUGUCCUUGUCUGCCAGAGGAUUGGAACGUUGUCUGUUUAAUGCUUAGUCUUGAUGUUAGUUUUUUUCACUUCUCCCCUCCAUUGUUUGUUUUGACAAUAUUUGUUUUAAUCACUAUGAAUAUGAAAUGGAUGUAUAUUAACCAGUUAUAAAUUAUGCUUGGAAAACACAUAGUGAGUAGGUCAUUCAUUAAUUGAUCACUUUUAUUAGUAUUCCUUGAUACUGACCUGUUGUUCCCUUCCUGUUACAGCUUUUCGAUCGUCAUCUGGGGAAUUCUCACACAGAAGAAACCUUACCAAGGUGAGACAUGUUGAGGAAAUUGAUGGAUAGAUUGAGGAUUGGUGUGAGACACCUUGUAGUCCUUUAGGGUUUGUCUUAUAAGAUUCACUCCUAGUCUUUCUUAAACUCAAAUGGCCAGGUUCCUGGACCGCGAUUAAGCCCAUAGACUCCUUGUGACAUGACCACCCAUGUUAGUUUGUCCGGCAUCUCACUAAGUGAAGGUAACAGACAUUUAGUCACAGUGCACAUAUUGACGGUGCCGUUGAGUGUUUACCUGGUGAAUUCCAGGGCAGGCAGGCUGACAGGUGUUUUCCCCAGGCAUAUCCUUUGAAUUGAAAGCUCUUGAUCAGGGCAGUGACAACGUUGGCACUGGCACCUGUGUCCGCCAUUAAUGAAGCCCUAGAAAAGUACUUUUCCAUCUCCUCCUCCCAUGUUCCUCCUCCUUCUAUUGAAUGGUAUUAAAGCUACAAAAUAAGCCAAGGUGAUCUGAGCUUAACUCCACUGACUGGCUGGCUGGCUGUCUGGCUGGUCCCAAUGCUUGAUAACAAAGAGACCAUGACCAAGAAAGUCUGAGAGGUUUUUCCAGGCCUGGUGGGAGAGAGAAACAAAACAUCUAAACGCCUUCCUUAUCUGAGCAUACAGAAAAAUGAUAAUAAUAAAGUGUACAUACUAGAAUCGGUCCUACCCAGACAUUCGUUUAUGUUGCUUUUCCAUACUUUCACCAGCACGCGAUCAAGGCAUUAUUCAUUGAUAUGAUCCAGGCUUUAAAUAAUGGGGCCUGGUACACCUUAUGGACUGAGUUAUCAUAUGAACAGUAGAUCAAUUAAUUAACAUUUACAUUUACAUUUACGUCAUUUAGCAGACGCUCUUAUCCAGAGCGACUUACAAAUAGGUGCAUUCACCCUAUAGCCAGUGGGAUAACCACUUUACAAUAUGUUUUUUUUUUUUUUUUUUGGGGGGGGGGGGGGGGUAGAAGGAUUACUUUAUCCUAUCCCAGGUAUUCCUUAAAGAGGUGGGGUUUCAAAUGUCUCCGGAAGGUGGUGAGUGACUCCGCUGUCCUGGCGUCGUGAGGGAGCUUGUUCCACCAUUGGGGUGCCAGAGCAGCGAACAGUUUAGACUGGGCUGAGCGGGAACUAUGCUUCCGCAGAGGAAGGGGAGCCAGCAGGCCAGAGGUGGAUGAACGCAAUGCCCUCGUUUGGGUGUAGGGACUGAUCAGAGCCUGAAGGUACAGAGGUGCCGAUCCCCUCACAGCUCCAUAGGCAAGCACCAUGGUCUUGUAACAGAUGCGAGCUUCAACUGGAAGCCAGUGGAGUGUGCGGAGGAGCGGGGUGACGUGAGAGAACUUGGGAAGGUUGAACACCAGACGGGCUGCGGCAUUCUGGAUGAGUUGUAGGGGUUUAAUGGCACAGGCAGGGAGCCCAGCCAACAGCGAGUUGCAGUAAUCCAGACGGGAGAUGACAAGUGCCUGGAUUAGGACCUGUGCCGCUUCCUGUGUAAGGCAGGGUCGUACUCUCCGAAUGUUGUAGAGCAUGAACCUGCAGGAUCGGGUCACCGCCUUGAUGUUAGCGGAGAACGACAGGGUGUUGUCCAGGGUCACGCCAAGGCUCUUCGCACUCUGGGAGGAGGACACAACGGAGUUGUCAACCAUGAUGGCGAGAUCAUGGAACGGGCAGUCCUUCCCCGGGAGGAAGAGCAGCUCCGUCUUGCCAGGGUUCAGCUUGAGGUGGUGAUCCGUCAUCCAUACUGAUAUGUCUGCCAGACAUGCAGAGAUGCGAUUCGCCACCUGGUUAUCAGAAGGGGGAAAGGAGAAGAUUAGUUGUGUAUCGUCAGCGUAGCAAUGAUAGGAGAGGCCAUGUGAGGAUAUGACAGAGCCAAGUGACUUGGUGUAUAGGGAGAAUAGGAGAGGGCCUAGAACUGAGCCCUGGGGGACACCAGUGGUGAGAGCACGUGGUGCGGAGACAGCUUCUCGCCACGCCACUUGGUAGGAGCGACCGGUCAGGUAGGACGCAAUCCAGGAGUGAGCCGCGCCGGAGAUGCCCAGCUCGGAGAGGGUGGAGAGGGAGGAGCAGGGAGGAGAACGUGGCAAAGAGCUUCCUAGGGUUAGAGGCAGAUGCUUGGAAUUUAGAGUGGUAGAAAGUGGCCUUAGCAGCAGAAACAGAUGAAGAAAAUGUAGAGAGGAGGGAGUGAAAAGAUGCCAAGUCGGCAGGGAGUUUAGUUUUCUUCCAUUUCCGCUCCGCUGCCCGGAGCUCUGUUCUGUGAGCUCGCAAUGAGUCAUCAAGCCACGGAGCUGGAGGGGAGGACCGAGCCGGCCGGGAGGAUAGGGGACACAGAGAGUCAAAGGAUGCAGAAAGGGAGGAGAGGAGGGUUGAGGAGGCAGAAUCAGGAGAUUGGAGGGAGAAGGAUUGAGCAGAGGGAAGAGAUGAUAGGAUGGAAGAGGAGAGAGUAGUGGGAGAGAGAGAGCGAAGGUUGCGGCGGCGCAUUACCAUCUGUGUAGGGGCAGAGUGAGUAGUGUUGGAGGAGAGCGAGAGAGAAAAGGAAACAAAGUAGUGGUCGGAGACAUGGAGGGGAGUUGCAGUGAGAUUAGUAGAAGAGCAGCAUCUAGUAAAGAUGAGGUCAAGCGUAUUGCCUGCCUUGUGAGUAGGGGGGGACGGUGAGAGGGUGAGGUCAAAAGAGGAGAGGAGUGGAAAGAAGGAGGCAGAGAGAAAUGAGUCAAAUGUAGACGUAGGGAGGUUGAAAUCCCCCAAAACUGUGAGGGGUGAGCCAUCCUCAGGAAAGGAACUUAUCAAGGCGUCAAGCUCAUUGAUGAACUCUCCAAGGGAACCUGGAGGGCGAUAGAUGACAAGGAUAUUAAGCUUAAAUGGGCUAGUGACUGUGACAGCAUGGAAUUCAAAUGAGGAGAUAGACAGAUGGGUUAGGGGAAAAAUUGAGAAUGUCCACUUGGGAGAGAUGAGGAUUCCUGUGCCACCACCCCUCUGACCAGAUGCUCUCGGGGUAUGCGAGAACACAUGGUCAGACGAGGAGAGAGCAGUAGGAGUAGCAGUGUUUUCAGUGGUAAUCCAUGUUUCCGUCAGCGCCAGGAAGUCGAGGGACUGGAGGUUAGCAUAGGCUGGGAUGAAGUCAGCUUUGUUGGCAGCAGAACGGCAGUUCCAGAGGCUGCCUGAGACCUGGAACUCCAGGUGUGGGGUGCGUGCAGGGACCACCAGGUUAGAGAGGCAGCAGCCACGCGGUGUGAGGCGUUUGUGUAGCCUGUGCGGAGAGGAGAGAACAGGGAUAGGCAGAGGCAUAGUUGACAGGCUGUAGCAAAUGGCUACAAUAAUGCAGAGGAGAUCGGAAUGAAAUGAACUAAACAUCUGGGAAAGGAGAGAGUAGGGCCUCCCUCACCAAAACUUCCACCUCAGAAACUAUAAUUGUUUCACUGAACCACCCGAAUAAAAACUCUCCCAACUUCCACUUUAGAAAUUAGAAUUGUUGUGAACUACAGCGGUUCAAUGUUUCAAGGAAUAGACUCAACUUACUUUAUUCAGCUAGCUAAAUAUGACACCAUAGCUAACUAGCAUGCUAGCAUCCAAUAACACACAGUUUAGCACCAAUACUUGGUUACAACAAACUACCAAUAGUGUGUUAACACACUAAACAGAUAAUUCAUGUCCGUGUCUAGUUCCUUUCAUAACGCAGCAAAAAUUAAACGUUGGCUAGCUAGCACAAGUAUAUUGUAUUUAGCUGCUACAGUACAGUUAGCUGGUCGUGUUGGCUAGCUAGCAAUGGCUACUGUGUUGACUUUGUUUGAAAAACGGCUAGCUAGCUAGCUUCGUGCUACACCCGGGACCGCCGAAUACAAUGCUAACAUACAAUAACUACCCACAACAGCCCACGAUGCCUAACUAUGACGCCAUAGCAAACUAGCAUGCUAGCAUCCAAUAACACACAGUUUAGCACCAAUACUUGGUUACAACAAACUACCAAUAGUGUGUUAACACACUAAACAGAUAAUUCGUGUCCGUGUCUAGUUCCUAUCAUAACGCAGCAAUAAUUAAACGUUGGCUAGCUAGCACAAAUAUAUUGUAUUUAGCUGCUACAGUACAAUUAGCUGGUCGUGUUGGCUAGCUAGCAAUGGCUACUGUGUUGACUUUGUUUGAGAAACGGCUAGCUAGCUAGCUAGCUUCGUGCUACACCCGGCACAGCCGAAUACAAUGCUAACCUACAAUAACUACCCACAACAGCCCGCAAUGCCUACCUACAAUACCUAACUACAAUCUAAAUACAUAAUUAAGCCUUACUCGACAAAGCCCAAGCUAUGUAUAAAGCCAAACUUACCCGACGCCAGCUGACAUUUGUCUUCUGCCAUUGUUUGUAAGUGUAUCAAUGUGUCUUAUAUUUUGUGUUGAUUGUAUCUCUAUGUCCUCUAUUUCCUCCAGGGGAGAACACCAUCCUGCAGAUCAUGUUGAAGGUGGUGAGAGGGGUGCGUCCUGAUCUCAAUGUUGUGCCCCGGAGUCGACCCCAGGCCUGCACAGGGUUUCUGAGCCUCAUGCAGCGCUGCUGGGCCCCCUUACCUGAUGCCAGACCCAGCUUCCAGGGUGAGUAGAGACCCAAUGGGGCCUAUGUCUGUAAAGGAUGGGUGUUUCUUUAUUUUAACUAUUUUCUACGUUGUAGAAUAAUAGUGAAGACAUCAAAACUAUGAAAUAACACAUAUGGAUGACAGCUUUGCACACUCUUGGCAUUCUCUCAACCAGCUUCACCUGGAAUGCUUUUCCAACAGUCUAGAAGGAGUUCCCACGUAUGCUGAGCACUUGUUUCCUUCACUCUGCCGUCCGACUCAUCCCAAACCAUCUCAAUUGGGUUGAGGUCGGGGGAUUGUGGAGGCCUGGUCAUCUGAUGCAGCACUUCAUCACUCUCCUUCUUGGUAAAAUAGCCCUUACACGGCCUGGAGGUGUGUUGGGUCAUUGUCCUGUUGAAAAACAAAUGAUAGUCCCACUAAGCCCAAACCAGAUGGGAUGGCGUAUUGCUGCAGAAUGCUGUGGUAGCCAUGCUGGUUAAGUGUGCUUUGAAUUCUAAAUAUAUCACAGACAGUGUCACCAACAAAGCACCCCCACACCAUAACACCUCCUCCAUGCUUUACGGUGGGAAAUACACAUGCAGAGAUCAUCCGUUCACCCACACCGCGUCUCACAAAGACGGCGGUUGGAACCAAGAAUCUCCAAUUUGGACUCCAGACCAAAGGACACAUUUCCACCGGUCUAAUGUCCAUUGCUCGUGUUUCUUGGCCCAAGCAGGUCUCUUCUUAUUAUUGGUGUCCUUUAGUAGUGGUUUCUUUGCAGCAAUUUGACCAUGAAGGCCUGAUUCACACAGUCCACUCUGAACAGUUGAUGUUGAGAUGUGUCUGUGACUUGAACUCUGUGAAGCAUUUAUUUGGGCUGCAAUUUCUGAGGCUGGUAACUCUAAUGAACUUAUCCUCUGCAGCAGAGGUAACUCUGGGUCUUCCAUUCCUGUGGCGGUCCUCAUGAGAGCCAGUUUCAUCAUAGCGCUUGAUGGUUUUUGAGACUGCACUUGAAGAAACUUUAAAAGUUCUUAAAAUGUUCCGUAUUGACUGACCUUUUACAUUUACAUUUUACAUUUUAGUCAUUUAGCAGACGCUCUUAUCCAGAGCGACUUACAGUUAGUGAGUGCAUACAUUAUUUUUUUAUUUUAUUUUCUUACCGCCCACCUUCAUGUCUUAAAGUAAUGAUGGACUGUUGUUUCUCUUUGCUUAUUUGAGCCGUUCUUGCCAUAAUAUGGACUUGGUCUAUUACCAAAUAGGGCUAUCUUCUGUAUACCCCCCUACCUUGUCACAACACAACUGAUUGGCUCAAACGCAUUAAGAAGGAAAGAAAUUCCACAAAUUAACUUUUAAGAAGGCACACCUGUUAAUUGAAAUGCAUUCCAGGUGACUACCUCAUGAAGCUGGUUGAGAGAAUGCCAAGAGUGUGUAAAGCUGUCAUCAAGGCAAAGGGUGGCUAUUUGAAGAAUCUCAAAUAUUAAAUAUAUUUUGAUUUCUUUAACACUUUUUGGUUACUACAUGAUUCCAUAUGUGUUAUUUCAUAGUUUUGAUGUCUUCACUUUUUUUCUACAAUGUAAAAAUAAAGAAUAACCCUUGAAUGAGUAGGUGUGUCCAAAGUUUUGACUGGUAGUGUACAUACACAAAGUCAUGAUGUACUGUACAUAUAGUUUUCUGAAAAGGUGAAAAUUAAACCACGGGAUGCUAUUCUAUACAUCAAACCUGACCUUUGUUGUCUUCUGUCUGCAGAAAUCACAUCAGAAGCCGAGGAGCUGUGUUCUAAACCCCAAGAGGAGUCCAAGACACAAACCCCUGAGCCUGAGAAUAACCACUGCAAUGGACUAACCACUGACCAGGUAUAACCUCCACACAUACCAUUCACUUAUAUUCCCCUGCCUUCUCCCUCUGCCUUUUCUAUUGAUUUCUAUCCUCUUCUUUUCCCUGACACCCCAUUCUAUAUACUGAACUGUCCAAGUCUAGUCUGCUUUGGUGUUCUUCUAUAAUGUAAUUAGAAAACCCUCUGGUACUGUAUGUCUAAAAUCUGUGUGAUUGUUUUCCUGUGGACUGGACUUGUUAUUGUUUCCAUAAGACACACAGUCAAUGUUUGAUCCUGACAAAUGGUUUCAUCAUGACAUAAGAAUGCCGUCCAGAAGCAUUGUUUAACUAGGUUAACUCUUUGCUGUUUCACAUCCUGGAUGCCGGGUACUGGGUGUACGUGACGAACUGACUAGACAUCCGUUUAGAAGAAAUUACUAGUGCGAUUGUGCAAUGUGUAAAGAUAAUAAACGAUCAGUGAUGAUUAGUGAAGAUGAUAAAUGGACUAGGUUUGAGAGGAAAACUAUUUUAAGAUACAUAGCUACAUAACUAGAUGUUUUAACAACAUAAAGGUUGUCAAAGAGCCAAGGAGUCAAUGGGUUUGUUAUUGUAUUUCUAACAUAGCUGUGUCUCCAACAGAAUAAAGAGCAGAAGCCAGUCAGGCCCAGGUCUGCCAUGUUGCCAGAGAAAGACUACAGCCUAUCAGAGCUGCUGAGUCAGGUAGACUCUGGGAUAUCUCGGAGCUUUGACCAUGUGAAGGAGGACUGCUGUCCCAGCAAAGACAACACCAGCAAGAGACUGUCAGGAAUCUCCUCUGUAGACUCUGCCUUCUCCUCUCAAGACUCCAUUACCCUCUCCUUUGAGAAAGAGAACACAUGUGGUAAGAAUGGCUGUGUCAUGGCAUUGUCUAUGGUUUCCUUUAACAGAUGACAGGAAUUCUCGUUUCUCACGGUGUUAUAUCCUACGUAUAAGUAGUACAGUUCUGAAUGACUUCUGGAGCAUGCAGAGUGUUUCUUUAACUUUAGAACAGUUUCUUUGUGGUUUUGGCCCUGACUCUAUACUGUGUCUUCUAUCUCCUUGUUGUUUAGACUCUGGGGAGGUGCAGAGGAGGAAGCUGUGCGACGCCAUCCGUACCAAGGACAUGUCCAAGCUGAUGAAGAUCCUGCAGCCUCAGGACGUGGACCUCCUAUUGGAGGGCGGCUACAGCCUGCUCCACCACGCCGUCACGCAGGCCAACGAGGAGGCCGUCAAGUUCCUACUCCUCAACCACGCCAACACCAACCUGGCCAACGCCCAUGGCUCCACCCCCCUCCACCUGGCCACCGAGAAGCACCUGAAGGGCCUGGCCGAGCUGCUGCUGGGCCGCCGGAACACCAACGCCAACGCCCGGGACGAGGACCAAUACACAGCCCUGCACUGUGCUGCUCAGAACGGGGAUGAGGCCAUCACCCGCCUACUGCUGGACCGCGGUGCCUCCAUCAAUGAGACGGAUGCCCAGGGCCGUACACCCGCACACAUCGCCUGCCAGCAUGGCCAGGAGAACGUGGUCAGGGUGCUUCUGAGCCGCGGGGCAGACGUCCACGUGAAGGGCAGAGAUGACUGGACGGCGCUUCACUUGGCUGCCUGGCAGGGCCACCUGGGCAUCGUCAAAUUGCUGGUGAAGCAGGCUGGGGCGGACGUAGACGGGCAGACGACUAAUGGGCGCACGCCGCUGCACAUGGCCUCCCAUAGGGGGCAUUACAGGGUGGCAAGGAUCCUGAUAGAGCUGGGGGCAGACAUCCACGUGACCUCCACGGACCUCCACACCCCCCUGCAUGUGGCGGCUGAAACAGGCCACACCAGCACCUCCCGCCUCUUAGUCAAGCAUGAUGCAGACAUCCAGGCCCAGACCACCCAGGGUCUUACCGCCCUCCACCUCGCUGCUCAGCGUGGCCACCUGCCCACAGUGAAGAUGCUGAUCGAGGAAGGGGCAGACCCCUACUGCACCAACCAAAACCUGCGUACCCCCUGCCACCUGGCAGCAGAAGGGGGGCACUGUGAGGUCUUCGAAGAGCUUCUGGUCCACUGCCCUGAGGGUGCCAGUCUGUCAGACGAGCAGGGCCUCACCCCUCUGCACCUGGCUGUGAUGGGAGGCUACACAGAUAUCACCAGCAUGCUGCUGGCCCAGGGGGUGGAGCUAUCACAGGAAGUACCACAGGACUCCAUACCCCUACCACAGGAAGUACCACAGGACUCCAUCCCCCAUGACACACUGCAGCCAGCAGCAGAGGACUGCCCAAAGCUUCUGGAUCGUCAGCCAAGCUCGUUGGCCAAGCGUCUCCAGAGAAAGGUUGUAAUCUUGAAACUGACAGAGCGUGAAGGAAACGACUGUCCAGAGGAGGGAGUCACGCUGUGA